Aphanomyces invadans is the source of this 4660-nucleotide messenger RNA. RefSeq lists its product as hypothetical. NCBI's taxonomy places the organism in Eukaryota, Oomycota, Saprolegniomycetes, Saprolegniales, Verrucalvaceae. The transcript is spliced from 5 exons. The coding region runs from base 24 to 4064 and encodes 1346 amino acids. Gene Ontology annotation, biological process: telomere maintenance via telomerase; double-strand break repair; chromosome organization involved in meiotic cell cycle. Gene Ontology annotation, molecular function: ATP hydrolysis activity; double-stranded telomeric DNA binding; G-quadruplex DNA binding. Gene Ontology annotation, cellular component: Mre11 complex; nucleus; condensed nuclear chromosome. The record is from RefSeq and is a predicted model, not a curated record.
UAGAGCGGCAAGUCCUGGCGAAGAUGUCGUCCAUCGACAAGCUCUCCAUCCGAGGAAUCCGCAGUUUCAGCCCCGGUCGAGAUGAAUCCAUCGACUUUAACCAACCGCUCACCGUUAUCUUGGGUGCAAACGGAUGCGGCAAAACGACGAUCAUCGAGUGCCUUAAGAUCAGUUGCACGGGGUUGCUUCCUCCUGGUGCAAGGUCGGGUCAAUCGUUUGUGCACGAUCCAAAGAUUCGAGGAGACGUGGAAGUAAAAGGCAGUGUUCGUCUGCGCUUUACACGUCGCGCGGGACACACCAUGGUCGUGCAACGCACGUAUCGCUUGCAGCAAAUGAAAUCCAACACCAAGUUUUCUGCCAUGGAUGGUGUCGUUCGCAUGGUAAACGAGCACGGGGAAAAGGUUAGCAUCAACCAAAAGUGCGGUGAACUAGACAAGCACAUCCCUGACUUGCUUGGAGUGUCGAAAGCUGUCCUGGAAAGUGUAAUCUUUUGCCACCAAGAAGACUCAAACUGGCCAUUGCAAGAAGGAGCAGUGCUAAAGAAAAGAUUCGAUGACAUUUUCGAAUCGGCUCGGUAUACGAAAGCGCUUGAAGCAAUCAAGAAACUUAAGGCCGACCGUGCUAACCAAGGAAAGGACCUCAAACGCGACUUGGACGUGAUCAACGAACAGGUGAAGCGCGCACGUGAGUUGGAAGAGCAAUUGGACGUCCGUCAAUCUAAGCUCGAGGCGCUCAAGUUGGACGAGAAUGCCAUAUCGGACAAUAUAGACGACCUUGAGCGGCAUGUCGUCGAAGCAAAUAAUGUGUUGGCUGAAUCGAGGGCUUUGAAUGCGGAGAUUGUCCAGAAGGACAACGCACUUGUGGCCAUGCUGCACGAUAUUCAGCGAAACUACAGAAGCAACCCCGAAUUCAAAGAAAUGUCCGAAACCACGUCGCAAUUGAACGAGCUCCUUACAAACUACGAUGUCAUCGUGGCGACAAACAACCGCCAAGUCGAAAUGAUCGAGUCUCAGGAAUCCCAGCUGCAAAUGACGAAAGCCAUGAUUAGCGAAAAGGUCGUGAACCUGCGUGUGGGCAAAGGGCUCCUUAUCAAAGCAAUCGAAAAACUACGAUCGGCCGUCAAGUCUCGAGCUGAGAUAGCGUGUAACAUGGGUCGAAAGCACGCGUUUGGAUCAUUUCUGUCCCUCAACACAAGUCAGGAACUCCGGCAGUUUUGGUCGCGGUUCCAAGACGCGCUGGUGGAAAAGGAAAUUGAGCUCAAGAACUUGGAGCAAGAAAACGUGGACCUGAACGACACGUGGAAUUCAACGAUCAACAAGCUAGAGACACAAGUCAAUCACUUUGGCCUCCAAAUUGCCCACAAGAAUGCUGAAAUUGCCGAGGUCAAGAAGGAAGAAGCUAAGGUGGUGCAAUUCAUUCAAAGCUACCAAGGUUCAACCGAAUCAGCGCCGUCGCAGCGAGAACUGUCCCAGCUCGAAGCCAAGCUUGCCGACCUGGAGGCCAAACUCGAGGCGUCAAAGAACAACAACGCGAUGUCGCUUAUCCGCGAUGAGACGUUUGCACUGGAAAAGGAGCUGCACUCACUCACUUAUGACAUGCAAAUUGCCCAAAACAAAGUGAAUAUUCUGCGCGGAUUUGAAAAGGACGAAAGUGCGUUGGAGCAUACUCGGCGCAACGUCACUGCUAGUAAGCUCAGUGUGAUAGAGUCGUUAUGCGACCCCAAGUUGGUGCAGCUAUUGGCCCACACGCCGACUGAAGACUCGUUAGCGCACGAUGCUGACACGUUGGAGGCGUUAUCUCAGGCAUCAAUGGCUGCUGUUGACGAAAGCAAAGCAACCUUGCGGCAUCAAGAAGCCCGCGCGACGGAAUUGAACUUAAAAAAGGAACAAGAAGAGAAUUUUGUGUCCAAGUUGCGACAAGAAUUGGAUCUAUUGGAGCAAGGUCCUAUGCAAGAGUUGCAGCGAAUCUUUUCGGCGUAUUUGCUGCAACCAGAGUCGGCGUUGUCUCAGCUUGAAACCAUGUACAUGGAGGCUAAAGACAAGACUUUGAGCCGGAAAAAUGCUGUCAUGUUUUUGAAGACAUACAAAAAGAAAGGCGAAAAGGAAAACUGCUGUCCACUGUGCCAUCGCGGUAUGACCCCCGACGAGUUGGCGGUUUUCUCUAAACUCAUUGCCGACAAAAUGGACGACUCGAAGAACCAAGAAAAAAUUCAAAAGGCUGAACGGUUGGAACAGCAAGCUUUUGAAGUUUGGAAGCAAACCGAAACGUUGAUGCCGUCCUGGCACCGCCAUCAAGCCAUCCUAAAGGAAUUACCUGCAAAGAGUGAGAUGCUCAACGAACUCUACAAGCAAACGCGCGCACUCGAAGUCGACUUAACUCAAGCCCGUCUUGCUCUGCUUCAAAAUGAAGGCAAACUUGCACAAGUUGUCGAAGGUUGCGCUAUGCUGAAGUCGGUUAGAAAAAACCACGAGCAAGUCGAAUUCGACUCGAGGAAGCUGGCCACAUUAGAGCGGGACUUGAUCUCGCGAUUAGCAGACAGUCUCGGAUCAAAUCCCCCGACGAUGACCGAAGCCCAAGGUGUGUUGGAAGCCAUGCAAGUCAACUGCAGGGAACUUGAAACGAAACUCAAGAACAAGCAAAAAGAAAUUCAUAUGGCGUCGGAGGCCCACAUGCGCCUGCAAGGCGAAGUCAACAAAGUGAGAGAAGACAAACAUAUAUUGAACCAACGCAACAAUGAACUGGAGAAGGCCAAGGACCAACGCGAUCUUUUGCGUGCGACAUUGCGAAAACUACAAGACGACCUGGCGACCUCCCAGCGGGACUUUCCAGGGGUGCAGCGAGAGCUCCAAAUCAAAGUCAACGAACGUGAUAUAAGUCGUAUGCAGUUAAAGCAAGCGAUGGACGUGAAGCGUUCGGAGCUAACUCAGUGCCAGCAAGAUAUGCAGCUUGUGAAGACGAAGCAUGAAGAAGUUGAGCAAUUACAGAAGCAAAAUGACGAGGGCAAGUUGCAAGAACUUGAGCAAGAGUUGCAACUACUGAAUGCACAAAGCGAGCGAAUUUCUCGUGAAAUUGCAGUGCUACAGCCGGAGAAGAACCGGGCACGCAGUUCGCUGUCAGAAACCGAAAGCUUCAAGCGCCAGAUCCGCGACAACAUCCAAUUCCGACAGCUGCGAGACAACGUGGACAAGGCAAAGGAGGACAUUGCAGUGUUCAAGCGAAAGGUCGACAAAUUCAAAAGCACGGCAGAGGCCGAGAAUGCAUGCCGCGUGGCAAAUCAAACACUUAGCGCGGCAAAGGAAGCGCGAGCGAAACUUGCUGGGAAGCAAGACAACUUGCAAGAAUUAGUCCGCGAGGUGCAAGCACAAUUGGCCCACCGCGAUCUCAAAAACAUUGACGAAAAGAAGCGCCACAAGUUUAUUGAAUAUGAGACGACCGUGAUGGCCGUGUCGGACUUGGACAAGUACUACAAGGCGCUGGAUCUGUCACUCAUGGAAUUUCACUCACGCAAGAUUGAAGAAAUCAAUGCCAUCAUUCGGAGUUUGUGGCAAAUCACGUAUAGAGGUCAGGACAUCGACACAAUUGAAAUCGUCAGUGGUCACGAUACUGGCGACUCGAAAUCGAAACGUUCAUAUAACUACCGCGUUGUCAUGCGCAAAGACAGCGCGGUUCUCGACAUGCGAGGCCGCUGCAGCGCUGGUCAAAAGGUCCUGGCAGGGUUGGUGAUCCGCCUAGCUCUAGCCGAAACCUUCUGUCUAAACUGUGGGAUUUUGGCGCUUGACGAGCCAACAACGAACUUGGACACUGCAAACAAGUUGGGCCUUGCUCAAGCCAUUUCAGAUAUCUUGAUUGCCCGCGAGAAACAGCAGAAUUUCCAACUCAUUUGCAUCACCCACGACGAAGAGUUCGUGCAAAUGCUGAAUCGAUCACAAAUGCUGGGGGGGUCCCGUCCAGAAUACUUUUGGACGGUCAGUCGGGAAGAAAUUGCCCCCAGGUAUUUUGUGAGCAAAAUCGAUAAGCGGCCAUGGAGUAGUGAUUUUGUUCACCAUCCCGCAAACGACAUUUAAGCUCGCUAAUUUGAGCGCAUUAUGCUUCAAACUCAGAUCCAGAGCAAGGCUUAUAGUGAAGCUUGUGCAAUUGCUUGAAUCCAGAUUGCAACAGCCAUGGCACCAGGGUCUGGGACGUCUUUGACAUGGUCUUCGGCCACGUAACUCGUACGUCCACAUGCUUCAUGGGCAGCAAUCCGCUUGGUUGAGUUGGCACCUUCAAGCGCUGCGUUCUUCACAGCUUCAAUCCAAUCCGCUCGAGGUAUGUCCGUCUGAAACUCAGGAGAUGUCAUCGUCGCUUAUUAUGGUUCUGACAUACACGACGUGCCGCACGAAUGGCAGGCAACAUGGAGUCCAGCAUCGUGCGAGAGCCUUCCGUCGCCCCGCCGUAUUUCACAAUCGCCCCGGCACCCGCCGCAAAACUUUCUACCCACGCUUGCAAAGGAACUUCGACGACAUCGUUCUUAGAAUCAAAGGUCUGCAUCAUAGCACCGGCCGCCGUGAAAAAGAUCGUGUACAGCACUACAACCCCAGUCUUCCGUCAAAAACAACGAUUCUCAUGAUGUCUCUUGAACGAAUAGACCUCCAGAUGUACCACCAAUCGCACUCCCAACAGC